Hemibagrus wyckioides is the source of this 1550-nucleotide messenger RNA. RefSeq names its product methyltransferase 2A, methylcytidine (gene mettl2a). Lineage: Eukaryota; Metazoa; Chordata; Actinopteri; Siluriformes; Bagridae. The record is from RefSeq and is a predicted model, not a curated record. Gene Ontology annotation, molecular function: tRNA (cytidine-N3)-methyltransferase activity. The coding region runs from base 1 to 1305 and encodes 434 amino acids. The transcript has 10 exons.
AUGGCGGCGCACUCUGGUGCAUGCCGUGUCAUUGUUUUUCCUACCCGUUUACCGGCUAGUCCCGCCUUCUACGGAAAGGUAAACGCCUGGAUGCUGUGGCGCAUCCAUUCCUGUGGAGUGCAGGAAGUGGGCGGAGUCUCGGUGACUUCACUAGAACUCUCAGGCAGUCCGAGCGCAGGAGGUGGGUUUAGUCGGAAUACGGGUGGGGGAAACAUUGCCGGUGUGUUAGCAGAUGAGAACAUGACAGACUCUGCGAACGGACCGGCACCAGAGCCGGUGGACGGAGUGAAGCGGCCUCAGUUCGGAACCCGCUUUCUCACAGACCCGCGGGAAGUGUUUCAGCACAACGCCUGGGAUAAUGUGCAGUGGUCCAAAGAGCAGGAAGAUGCAGCUCAGAGAAAAGUGCAGGAGAACAGCCAGCCUCUUCCAUCAGAGAAACAAGAGGAUUUUGAGAACAGAGCUAAUGAGUACUGGAACAACUUCUACGCCAUCCAUGAAAACCGCUUUUUUAAGGACCGCCACUGGCUCUUCACUGAGUUCCCCGAGCUCGGCCCUCAGCGUUCCCAGAGUUCAGGAGAGGGCAUGGCGUCAGAUGAGGACCUCGUCCAGAUUACAGCAAACCUGGAACUGAAGGGCGACGAGAAUCAUGCACCGGUCACAGAAGAAGCAGCAGCGUUUCCUGGAGCCUCAGCCACUUAUCGCAUUCUGGAGGUAGGCUGUGGAGUUGGCAAUACAGUGUUCCCAAUUCUCAAGACGAACAAUGAUCCAGGCCUUUUUGUGUACUGCUGCGAUUUCUCCAGCACAGCUAUUGACCUCGUCAGAUCUAAUCUGGAGUACAACCCAUCUCGAUGUCACGCCUUCGUCCACGACCUGAGCGACAUCACAGCUGCUUAUCCGAUGCCAGAGCAGAGUCUCGAUGUCAUUGUUCUCAUAUUCGUCCUCUCCGCUCUUCACCCUGAAAAAAUGCAAAGCUCUCUCAGUAAGCUGGCCAGUUUGCUGAAACCCGGAGGAGUUCUGUUACUGAGGGAUUAUGGACGCUACGACAUGGCCCAGCUUCGUUUUAAAAAGGGAAGGUGCUUAUCUGAAAAUUUCUAUGUCAGAGGAGACGGAACACGAGUCUAUUUUUUCACUCAAGAAGAGCUACAUGAUCUGUUCUGUGGUGCUGGUCUGGAAAAGGUGCAAAAUUUGGUGGACAGAAGGCUGCAGGUGAACAGAGGGAAACAACUGACCAUGUACAGAGUCUGGGUGCAGUGUAAAUACCGCAAAAACACAAAGCCUCUGCAACCUGCAGCUGAGACAAGAUAGCAAGGAAAUCCACAGGACUAGAGUUACACACUGAGCGGAGAACUGGACCUCUGACAAUUUGGUAAAACAACCAUAAAAACUAAAGACAAACUUUUGCGGUUUUAAGGCAACAAGAUCUGGUGGCGGCAGUAGAGGAAAGUGAAUGGGGAACAUUAAAUCCUAUAAAUCCCUACUGCCGUUAGGAUCAUGUUUGAUAUGCUUUUAAACACUUUUAAACAUUUAUAUGAUAUAAAUAAAAGAUGGUU